CGAGUACAGAUUUUGAUGCUUCAUGUUGGUACCGUGCUCCGACAUGAAUAGAUGGCUACAACCAAAGAUGAUUAAAGAAGAUAGCAUGGUAGCAGAUCUGCAAGAGGCGGUGACAUCGCGCUAUCGGUAGCCGACACGCCCCGCUAUCAAUCCUCCGCUGGCCGCUCUACCGCAAUCUGGAUCCUGCGAUAUACUAUACCUUCCAUUCUUAUCACUGGCUCUGUAUGAAGGAUCGCACGAUACAGUAAGCCUGUAAGUAUGAAGAGACACAGAUAAGCUACUUCGGCCUUUUGAGAAUUUUCCACCUGGCCUUUUGCGUCUUGCGUUUCCGAAAUAUGGCAGAAAAGAGAAACGACAGCAGUGUUCUUGCGCUGGAUACUUACGGCGAUGUGAAAGGCGACGUACACGAUGCCGAUGACUUGAGGCUCCAACAGAUGGGUCAUACCCAAGAGCUUUCUCGGCAUUUCAGCAUGCUGAGUCUCAUUGGACUUGCGUCGACAUGCACGAUAUCGUGGACAGGACUUGGCCUUGGAUUGGCCACAGAGAUCGGAGCCGGCGGACCUGGCGCUGUCAUCUAUGGCUUUAUCCUGAUCGCCUUACUGCAGUCUUUUCUUGGUGCUUCGCUGGCCGAGUUUGUCUCAAGCUACCCAACAAGUGGCGGGAUGUAUCACUGGAUCGCCGCUGUCUCACCUGAAAGAUCGAGAGGCUUCCUCAGUUUCAUGACUGGAUGGUUCACGGUCACUGGCUGGAUUUUCACGACCGCCUCGACGAACCUGAUCUACGCUCAAAACUUCAUGGCCCUUGUUGCUCUGUACCGUCCGCAUAUGACCAUACAAACGUGGCAGACCUUCCUCGUAUACCAGGUCUUGAAUUUGAUCACAGCUGCGAUUGUCAUCUGGGGCAAUAAGAUCAUUCCGGCUUUGAACAAGUUCUCGCUGUUCUACCUUCAGAUCGGUUGGUUUGUCGUCAUGGUCACCGUCGUUGCAUGCGCUCCUACACACCAGGACUCCGAGUUUGUCUUCAGAACAUGGAUCAAUGAGACUGGAUGGGAAAAUCAAGUCAUCUGUUUCAUUACUGGUCUCGUAAAUCCCCUUUACAGUUUGGGUGGUCUUGACGGCGUCACCCAUCUGACAGAGGAGAUGCCCAACCCGUCCAGGAACGCGCCACUAGCGAUCGCCAUAACCCUUUGUAUUGCCUUCGUUACUGGCAUCACAUAUCUCGUCGCCCUGAUGUUUUCGGUGCAAGACUAUGCGGCCUUGUCGAGCACCAACACUGGUCUACCUCUCGCAGAGCUAUUCAGACAAGUCACCAGAAAUGCUGGAGGAGCAUUUGGGUUGACGUUCAUUCUGUUCAUCGCAUUGGGUCCAUGUGUUAUUUCGUCUCAGCUGUCGACAGGUCGCAUGUUUUGGGCUUUCUCGCGAGAUGGCGCUAUACCAUUCUCAAGCACUUGGUCGAAAGUCAACCAUCGGUUGCAGAUGCCUAUGAACUCACAACUCGCAGUCACGGCCAUUGUCGCUGCUCUAGGGUGUCUGUAUCUUGGAUCCAGCACGGCCUUCAACUCCUUGCUUGGGUCGGCGGUCACAAUCAACAACUGUGCUUACAUGGUCCCUAUCCUGACAAAUCUACUCACUGGAAGGAGAAAUAUGUACAAAGGCGUGUUCCACAUGGCUGGGGUCAAAGGUUUCGUGGUCAAUGCGGUGACGGUUUGCUGGUUGGCGUUUGCCAUUGUCUUUUUCUCAUUCCCAUACUACAAGCCUGUCACUGCUGCCAACAUGAACUAUACAUGUCUUGUAGUCGGUGGUCUCACAUUGUUUCAAUUGGCCUGGUACCUCAAGGCCCGCGGCCGGUACAACGAGAGAAUCCAACGAGCGAAGGAAGAAUAGAUCAUGGGACGCAGAGUGAUUGUGACAAGAUGAGGAGUCAUCUUCGAAGAAGUCGAACGUGACUCAACGUGGGUUGGGGGAACAGAAAUUGUCCCCAGAUCGACGUCCCCGGCCAAACACGGUGUGUCGAACUAGCUAUCAAAUUGCAAGAUGUUUAUAAUUCUCAGGUAGCUGUCCGCUGAG
Aureobasidium pullulans EXF-150 is the source of this 2066-nucleotide messenger RNA. Its product is annotated as amino acid permease. Gene Ontology annotation, cellular component: membrane. The transcript is spliced from 3 exons. The record is from RefSeq and is a predicted model, not a curated record. NCBI's taxonomy places the organism in Eukaryota, Fungi, Ascomycota, Dothideomycetes, Dothideales, Saccotheciaceae. Gene Ontology annotation, molecular function: transmembrane transporter activity. Gene Ontology annotation, biological process: transmembrane transport. The coding region runs from base 336 to 1883 and encodes 515 amino acids.